UGUCUCUAACAACAUUCUAGAAAAAUAUUCAAAAUACCAUUUCUUUUCUUUUAUAUUUUUUUUCGUGGAUUUUAUUUAAUCAUCCCUUCCUUCGCAACAAAAAAAAAAUGCAAAGAGAACAUACGAGUCCCGGUAGAGAAGUAAAGUGCCAUAAAAAACGACAAGACGUAUCACGCUUCGCAUAUGGAAUCUGUUUCAAUUUUUUUCUUUAUUUCGUGCCAUUGUGAAGCUUGAAUUUUCUAUUUCGUUUUCUCCUUGCAGACAAAAGAUUAAUUAAGAUUGUUAUUAUUAAUACCAAUGCCAUCCUCACAUCGAAGCUUACGCCUUCGACGAGUGAGAGCAUUUUGGUCCUUAAAACAAACUCUGUAGAAACUUGGAGUUAGAGAACAUCGAUCGAAGCCCUAGGUGAUAGAAAGAGACGCGUUUUGAAUCUGCGAAAUUCCAAUGGCGUUUUGGUGGCCAUUGCUCGUUUUAGCAUGCGCUUAUGGAAUCUGUAGGUUCCUUCUCAUGCUUAUUCCUCCAAAGGUUCCUUCCAUCGACGUUGACACUUCCGACGUGUUGGACGAUGGAAACCAAGCGCAGGAGAAUAGCUUCAUAUACGUACCUCCGAGAGGAACAUCGCAGCAAUCAGGCGGCAAGAUAGUUCAGUGCUAUGAGCCUGCAACUAUGAAAUAUUUAGGAUAUAUUCCUGCAUUGACGCCUGAAGAGGUCAAGGAACGAGUGGUAAAAGUAAGGAAAGCACAAAAAAUGUGGGCAAAGUCUAGCUUCAAGCAAAGACGCUUGUUUUUGCGUAUACUUUUGAAGUAUAUAAUUAAACAUCAAGCACUUAUAUGCGAAAUAUCUUCGCGUGAUACUGGAAAGACUAUGGUAGAUGCCUCUUUAGGAGAAAUAAUGACUACAUGUGAGAAGAUCAAUUGGCUACUGUCAGAGGGUGAGCAGUGGUUAAAGCCUGAAUACCGGUCUUCUGGAAGAUCAAUGCUUCAUAAGAGAGCCAAAGUAGAAUUUCACCCCCUUGGUGUUAUUGGAGCCAUUGUUUCAUGGAAUUAUCCUUUCCACAAUAUUUUUAAUCCUAUGCUGGCUGCAAUUUUUUCUGGAAAUGGUAUUGUGAUUAAGAUUUCAGAGCAUGCAAGUUGGUCUGGAUGCUUUUACUUCCGGAUCAUCCAAUCAGCCCUUGCUGCUAUAGGAGCUCCAGAGGACCUUGUUGAGGUGAUAACAGGGUUUGCUGAAACGGGUGAAGCAUUAGUAUCUUCUGUUGAUAAAGUCAUAUUUGUCGGAUCACCUGGUGUUGGUAAGAUGAUAAUGAAAAAUGCUGCUGACACACUUAUACCAGUGACGCUGGAGCUUGGUGGGAAAGAUGUAUUUAUUGUUUGUGAAGAUGUAGAUUUGGACCAUGUUGCACAAAUUGCUGUCAGGGCUGUUCUUCAGUCAAGUGGACAGAACUGUGCUGGAGCUGAGCGAUUUUAUGUCCACAGGGAAAUUUAUUCUUCUUUUGUCAGUAAAGUUACCAAAAUCAUCAAGUCUGUUACAGCUGGCCCACCACUUGUUGGAAAGUAUGAUAUGGGAGCUUUAUGCAUGCAUGAGCAUUCUGAAAAGCUCCAAGGCCUUGUAAAUGAUGCUUUAGACAAAGGAGCUGAAAUUGUUGCCCGUGGAAGUCUUGGACAUAUAGGUGAAGAUGCAGUUGAUCAAUUUUUCCCCCCUACUGUGAUUGUGAAUGUGAAUCACACAAUGAGACUGAUGCAAGAAGAGGCAUUUGGACCAAUCAUGCCGAUAAUGAAAUUCAGCUCCGAUGAGGAGGUUGUCAGGCUUGCAAAUGAUUCAAAAUAUGGUCUCGGCUGUGCUGUAUUUUCAGGCAGUCAGAGUCGUGCCAGAGAGAUAGCUUCACAGAUACAUGUUGGGGUAGCUGCAGUUAAUGAUUUUGCAGCAACAUACAUGUGUCAGUCCCUGCCAUUCGGGGGUGUAAAACAUAGCGGAUUUGGACGAUUUGGUGGUAUAGAAGGUUUGCGAGCUUGUUGUCUUGUUAAAGCAGUUGUUGAAGAUCGAUGGUGGCCAUUUGUCAAAACAAAGAUACCUAAGCCUAUUCAGUAUCCCGUUGCGGAGAAUGGGUUCGAAUUUCAGGAGUCACUUGUUGAAGCGCUUUAUGGUCUCGGCAUAUGGGACCGGUUGCGAGCAUUAGUAAACGUUUUAAAAAUGCUUACUGAGCAGAAUCCUAGCGGCAGCAGCAGCAGCACUAAGAGAAGAAUCGACUAAUUGUCAGGUUGGGUAACAUGCUAAAUGGUUAUUGUUGUCUACUUCAAUUUAUUGGGGGCUUUUGCAUUUGCUUGACAUUUAUCUCUAACUGCAAUUUUUGUAAAUGUGCCCCGUGCCCUGUCAUUUUAGUCGAGCUUUGGUAUCAAGUUUAAUAUCAUUUUUAACUA
Messenger RNA from Cajanus cajan (pigeon pea), 2414 nucleotides. Its product is annotated as aldehyde dehydrogenase 22A1. Gene Ontology annotation, molecular function: oxidoreductase activity, acting on the aldehyde or oxo group of donors, NAD or NADP as acceptor. Lineage: Eukaryota; Viridiplantae; Streptophyta; Magnoliopsida; Fabales; Fabaceae. The record is from RefSeq and is a predicted model, not a curated record.